UUAAAGUAAUAUUAUAAUGAAAACUGAUUAGCUUAUGCUUUCUCAGUAGACUUGUUUCAAUGCAUUCUUUUAAUAUUCUGUUUUCCUUUGCUUACAUUCUCUUACAGCUUGCUGUUCUAACCAAUGCUCAGUUCUGUAUGAACAACGUAGGAAACUACACAGCUAACAGUACCUACCAGAAAAACCUCAACACCCUCCUCUCCACCCUUAUCUCCAACACCCAAAUCACUUACGGUUUCUACAAUCUCUCCGUCGGCCAAAUACCUGAUCAAGCAAACGCAAUCGCACUCUGUAAAGGCGACGUUUCGAUCCAAGAAUGUCGCGGCUGUAUUCGGAACUCGACUCGACAAAUCAUAGAGCAUUGUCCCAAUUACAAGGAGGUUCUUGGCUUCUACGAUUCGUGCAUGUUACGUUUCUCAAACAGGUCGAUUUUCGGUCUCAUGGAGACACAACCGACUGUUCACAUGGUGAAUGAAGAAAAUGUAACCGAUGCGAAUCAGUUCGAUUCUGCGCUGCAGAAGCUGUUGAGUAGACUUCGAAGUAAAGCUGCGUCAGGAAAUUUUACGCGGAAGUUCGCGACGGGAAAUGAAAGUGCGGGAUUUGAAACUAUAUAUGGGCUUGUGCAGUGUACUCCUGAUAUAAGUGAGCAGAAUUGUAAUGAUUGUAUGGUUGCAGCUAUUAGAGAUAUCCCGUUUUGCUGUGAUGGGAAAUUAGGAGGAAGAGUGAUGAAACCGAGCUGUAAUUUCAGGUAUGAAAACUAUCGAUUUUACCAACCUAUGGCGGAUGCAGAAGAACUACCACCGCCGCCUCAACCGCUGACGCCUACACAGACAGUGCCUCUUUCUUUACCAGCAAAAGGAAACAACAGAAGGCGGAAUAUAAUUAUCAUUAUCGUUUUAAGUGUGAGCGUGGUUUCACUAGUAAUCUGCACUGUAAUUUUUUUGAAAGUGCUAAAGACCAGGAGAAGAAUCGAAACUGUGGAAGAAAUAAUUAGUGUAGAGUCAUUGCUAAUUGACUUUGAGACAAUCAAAAUAUCAACUGAUAAUUUUUCUGAGGAAAAGAAGCUGGGAGAAGGUGGAUUUGGCUCUGUUUAUAAGGGUACACUUCCUAAAGGAGAAGAUAUAGCUGUUAAAAGACUUUCUAAUGAGUCUAGACAAGGAGAUAUUGAGUUCAAAAAUGAAGUCCUGUUGGUUGCCAAGCUUCAACACAGGAAUUUAGCUCGCCUUCUCGGUUUCUGCCUGCAAGGAAUCGAAAGACUUCUUAUUUAUGAGUUUGUGCCUAAUGCCAGCCUUGACCGAUUUAUUUUCGAUCCGGUACGAUGUGUAGAAUUGAAUUGGGAAAUGCGUUACAAGAUCAUUGUCGGCAUUGCCAGAGGACUUCUUUAUCUUCAUGAGGAUUCUCGACUUCGCAUUAUUCAUCGAGAUCUUAAAGCUAGUAAUAUUCUAUUGGACGAGGAUAUGAAUCCAAAAAUUUCAGAUUUCGGCAUGGCAAGACUGUUUAUAAUGGAUCAAACUCACAGCAAUACGAGUAGAAUUGUGGGAACCUUCGGGUAUAUGGCGCCGGAGUAUGCAAUGCAUGGACAGUUCUCAGUCAAGUCCGAUGUAUUUAGUUUUGGUGUUUUAAUUUUGGAGAUUGUGAGUGGUGUAAGAAAUAGCUGUUUCUGCAAUGAAGAGAAUGUUGAAGAUCUUUUGAGCUUUGCAUGGAGACACUGGAGAAAUGGAACAUCUUCAAAUCUGGUAGACCGCAAUUUGAAGACCGGUUCCAUGGCUGAAAUAAUGAAAUGCAUCCAUAUAGGGUUGCUCUGCGUUCAGGAAAAUAUCGGUGAGAGGCCAACCAUGGCUUCGGUUGUUCUAAUGCUAAGCAGCCACUCCCAUACUCUUCCUGUACCUGCACGGCCAGCGUUUUUUAUGCAUGGCAGCACUGAAUUAGCAAGCUUCACGUCUUCAUAUGCAAAUCAACGAUGAGUAACUCUGUCAUCUUCGAGAAGUGAAGUCCCGAUUACUGAAUUGUUGUAUCGCCAAAUAAAUGGAACUACCGAGCCUGGUAUUUGAAAUCCUCUGUAUUUUUUUACUAUACACAUGACUGAUAUAGAUAAAUACUAGUGACAUCAUUAAUUGAAUAUUGUUCUAGAAUGUUAUAAUAUGUAUAUUUGGCUACUUUAUUAUAUACUUUCAUUCCAAUUGUAAAUUACCAGAUUUUGCA
Messenger RNA from Mercurialis annua (annual mercury), 2202 nucleotides. Its product is annotated as cysteine-rich receptor-like protein kinase 29. Gene Ontology annotation, molecular function: protein kinase activity; ATP binding. Gene Ontology annotation, biological process: protein phosphorylation. The coding region runs from base 60 to 1964 and encodes 634 amino acids. The transcript has 7 exons. Lineage: Eukaryota; Viridiplantae; Streptophyta; Magnoliopsida; Malpighiales; Euphorbiaceae. The record is from RefSeq and is a predicted model, not a curated record.